UGCGCCGAGAGAUGCGGUGUAACCAAAUGUACAAAUGCUGAAAAGUGUUCAGCAGGGUGCUUUUGCAAAUCUGGCUAUGGUCGCAACAUCCAGGGUGUUUGUGUGCCUAAGAAAGACUGCUCAAAGGCUGGUUUCUGCGCUAAGAACGAGGAGUUUGAUAUGUGUGGCAACACUUGCGUCGAACUCUGCGAUCCGCCCACAGAAUGUGCGGCCAAAUGCAAACCUGGCUGUUAUUGUAAAAAACCGGAUUACUUUAGGGAUGACGAUAAGAAAUGCGUGAAAGACGGCCUAAAGUCCAAGACAUUUAAAAAAGGGGUUUAUUGUCCGGCAAUAGAUCCCGAAACUACUCCUAAACCAAAGCUACAAAGCGAGUGCAAAGCCCAUGAAGUGUUCAAACCCUGUGGCAGUCUCUGUGGACAGUCUUGCAGUUCACUCAAGAAGGAGUUCGUGUGUCCGCGAAGAAAGAUAUGCAUCAAGGGCUGUUUCUGUGUUGAGGGUUACUAUCGCAACAAAAAGGGUAAAUGCGUGCCCGAAGACGAGUGCGAUUCGGCCGACUCUAACAAAAAGCCCAAAAAGUGUAAAAAAUACGAGAUUUAUAAAGAGUGCGGCAAUCAUUGCGCCGAUCUUUGUACUCCACCAGCCAUCUGUCCGUACGAAUGUCAGUCCGGAUGCUUUUGUAAGGAUAAAUACUUUCGAAAUAAGGCCGGAGAAUCACUUGUGGAUCACGACAAUGGAGAUCCAGAAAAGUGUAAGAGUCCGCUAAAACGGUCCAAAUGUCGCAAGAAUUGUAUCCAGAGUUGCGCUGAAGUGACGGCAAAGAUGAUGUGUCCGCGGCGUAAGGCCUGCAUCACUGGCUGUUUCUGCAAAGAGGGUCACGUGAAGGACAAGGAUGGCUCGUGUGUACCAGAAGAUGAGUGUCCGGCGCCAUCCAAAGAUCCCAAGUCUCCUAAAUCGGCCAAAGAUGACAACGAAGUGCCCGAUUGUGAUGACAACGAGGAAUAUUAUCCGUGCGGUGACUAUUGCAUAGAGUUGUGUAAACCCCCGGAAUCGUGCAAAAGAAAGUGCAAAUCCGGCUGUUUUUGCAAACGAUAUUUCUAUCGAAAUGAGAAAGGAGUUUGUGUUCCCGCAGAGAAAUGUCCGAAUCGUAUGAAAAAGAGUCCUUCGGACGGGAAAGUGGGACCAAAUGCCUGCAAGAAGAAGAACGAGGAGUACUCGACGUGCGGUCGACCCAAAUGUCACUCAUGUCUAGAGUUGUCGAAACACUUGAUGUGUCCGAACCGACAGAGUUGUGAAACGGGAUGUUUCUGUAGGGGAGGCUUCUAUCGGACGACUGACGGCGAUUGCGUUCCCCUUUCAAAAUGCAUACCAAAAGUACCCGACUUUAAACAGUUGGCCACAACUACCCCGCGCUCUAAAGACGCCGACUGUAAAGAAAAUGAACACUACGAGGAUUGUGGCGAUCAUUGCAUAGAGCUCUGCAAACCGCCCGACUCUUGCGACGCCCAAUGCGAUAAGGGAUGCUUUUGUGAUAAAGGCUAUUACAGAGACAAGGAAAAUGGCGAUUGUGUGCCCGAAAAGAGAUGUCCCGACUAUGAGGAGGAAGUGACAGAAAGUCUGAGAGUUAAGAUCAAAAUAAAGCUCAAGUGCGAAGACGGAGAGAUAUACUCGGAGUGCGGCACUCGUUGCGGACAAAUGUGUAGCGAUUUGUUUAAAUCAACCAUUUGUCCGAAGAAAGGAUUGAGCGUUCGGUGCAGCAAAAAACCCUCCCUUAAAUCGAAUUCCCCUUAA
Medioppia subpectinata is the source of this 1788-nucleotide messenger RNA. The record is from the annotation of a GenBank genome assembly. Lineage: Eukaryota; Metazoa; Arthropoda; Arachnida; Sarcoptiformes; Oppiidae.